AGAAAAUAUUUUCUGCCACUCAGCCUAGUGAAGCACACAGCUCGUGUUUUUCGUAAGUUUUUUUUCGCUCGUGGUCAUUGUGCGUUGCGUUUCCACCUGAAAAAUAGUCGGAAAAUCGCUCGAAAUGGUUGAAAUUGGUUGCGCGAGUGCGUGCAGUGUGUGAUUUCAGUGAAAUUCCUUGCAGUGGUAUCGAGGAAGGCCCCCCUUCUCAUCAGUGUGGUCGUGGUGAUGGUGUACCGUCUCGUCACGUCGUUGUGUUGGUAAAGUGCGUUUGUGAAUAGGUGCGAAUUGGUGUGUGCGCCCAAUCAUCACCAUCAUCUUUGAUAGCAGCCAGUCAUCAGCAGGAGCAAUCAUCGAUAUACGCGUAAACUCACUGACGGACGACGGACUCUACGUACAAUACAUAUUACACACAGUGGUAAGAAAGAAAACGUCCGAGAAAUAGAUCCGAGAGCGAGACGAUUUUCAGAGCCAAUCGAAUCCAAUCCAAGUUUGAAAUUGAAAUUGCCUUCGCGCAUCGACCGACGACGAAAUUAUUGCCAUUGGAGAGCAGUGCUGUUGUUGUUGGUUCGGUAGGCAAGCGAAAAUUUAUGCUGAAAAUCGACAGACGACUAUCGGAGGCUUGAAAAGCCAAUAGUCAAGAAGUGAAGAAGAGCUGCGGAGGCCAUCGAAAAGUCACACAGGGGAGAAGCGCAAGGCACAGGCAGCAAAAAGUCGGAAGAAGCAGCUGGUGGAAGAAGUGAAAUUUCUCCGCAGCCAAGGGAACGGACAAGCAAGCAACAAGGAAGGCAUUUCCUGUGUUCAAAGUGCAAGAAGCUCCAGCUCUCUUGGAACAGAACGAGGAUCCCAAAAGGGAGAGAACAAACAGGAGCCCAAAAGCGAACUGAGAUCGUGUAAUAUCGGAAGUAAACUUGCUGCAGUGAGGCAGUGGCAACAGCGGUGUACAUAACGAACUAAACAUACAACAAAUUGAACCCAGCCAUGGAGCUACGCGUAGGCAACAAGUACCGGCUCGGACGCAAAAUCGGCUCCGGUUCGUUCGGUGACAUCUAUCUGGGCACGAACAUUUCCACCGGCGAAGAGGUAGCAAUCAAACUGGAAUGCAUCAAAACCAAACACCCACAGUUACACAUCGAGAGCAAGUUCUACCGGAUGCUGCAGGGAGCCGUUGGUAUACCGACUAUCAAAUGGUGCGGCUCCGAGGGCGAUUACAACGUGAUGGUAAUGGAACUGUUGGGACCCUCGCUGGAAGAUUUGUUCAAUUUUUGCUCAAGACGAUUCACACUGAAGACUGUGAUGCUGUUAGCAGAUCAGAUGAUUUCCCGUAUCGAUUUCAUACACUCGAGAAACUUCAUUCACCGAGACAUCAAACCAGACAACUUUCUCAUGGGACUGGGGAGGAAAGGGAACCUAGUGUACAUAAUUGAUUUCGGACUGGCGAAGAAGUAUAAGGAAUCCAAAACGUUGGCACACAUUCCCUACCGGGAAAACAAGAAUCUAACCGGAACGGCACGUUAUGCCUCCAUCAAUACACAUCUGGGCAUUGAACAGAGCCGUCGAGAUGAUAUGGAAUCGCUGGGCUAUGUACUGAUGUAUUUCAACUUGGGAACGUUACCGUGGCAAGGAUUGAAAGCCGCGAACAAACGGCAAAAGUACGAACGGAUCUCGGAAAAGAAGCUAUCGACCCCGAUCGAAGAUCUUUGCAAGGGUUUCCCAGUGGAAUUUACCUCAUAUUUGUGCUACUGCCGCCAGUUGGACUUCAUACAGCGCCCAGAUUACGGUUAUCUGCGGAAAUUGUUCCGAGUACUGUUCGCGCGACAAGGUUACGUAUAUGAUUACGUGUUCGACUGGAACAUGUUGAAGUUUGGAGGAACCACCCGUAACAACAAUGCCAAUGAGCGAAAUAAAACCAAUGCCGCUGUCCAGCAGAACGACCCAGCUGCCCUUGGUUCCAGUAUGGUAGCCACUGCUGGUGGUGGCGUAGUAACAACCGUAACCGGAACGACUGCCUCCCUAGCGAAGAAUAAUGACUCUUGCAAGCAGCUCACCAACCGGAUGGUCCAGAUGAUGGCCCAGCGGCCGCCCGGUGCCGAUCAGCAACAGGCUCCAGUGCCCGGAUCACAACAGCAGCAGCAACCAUCCCACAACAACAACGCCGGAAGUACGAAUCCGGAACCUAUCGCUACUUUCUCCCGGCAUGACACACCCGAACGUCGCUCGUCUAUUCGUUUGCGUGGCCAAAAUCUAGACUCACGAAAUAUUGAAUAAUAUUAAAUUCAUUAUUUAAGUUUUUAUUUACAUAUAUAAUUUUAAUUAUAUAUCUAUAAUUCUGUCAUAUGAGUCAUGCAAAACCAGUAACGGCUUCAGGCCCGACUGGCAAAUGGCUGAUAGGGCGAAUCUAGAGAAACCGUCUAGGUGUUGCCGCAGUAAUGGAUAAAAUGCGAACGGGUCACAUUGCUUUACCUUAUUUUUUAUUCUCAGUGCAAAUAAGGCCCUUUUCGCAAACAGAUUUACACAAAAAUAGACUAGCUAGUGCAAAGAUUAACAUACAACCCACGUAGGGAUACGAGAUAUGGAGGCGAUACAAACACACUCAAAACAUUUAGAGCAUUCAAGAAACUGGCCAUUUUCGGGAGACAGGCGGCAACGCGUGCAAGAAAGGAAAGCUAGAGCGAAGAUAGAGAGAGAAACAAAUGAUGUAGUAGAGAUCAAGUUAGGUAUAAUGCAAUUAUUAAUUAAAAUCAUUAAUUAAUAUCGUAAAUGUAGUGAUGUUUGAGCUGGAAGAGUUGAAAAUACACAAGGAAAGUGAAAUUGAAAUUGACAGAUAUAAGCACCACUCACUUAUAUGAACACACGAAGAUCACACAGAGCGUGAUCACAUACAUACAUACACACAAACACACUCACAGAAAGAGACUAAAACGAAUGAGUGAUAAUAAAACUCGUACGUCUUAUACAUGAAACAAACAAAA
Molecule: messenger RNA, 2972 nt
Organism: Aedes aegypti (yellow fever mosquito)
Lineage: Eukaryota; Metazoa; Arthropoda; Insecta; Diptera; Culicidae
Gene: dco
Product: casein kinase I
Exons: 4
Coding region: 982-2268 (428 amino acids)
Biological process (GO): endocytosis; signal transduction; peptidyl-serine phosphorylation
Cellular component (GO): nucleus; cytoplasm
Molecular function (GO): ATP binding; protein serine/threonine kinase activity
Source: RefSeq, a predicted model, not a curated record